Molecule: messenger RNA, 1029 nt
Organism: Rosa rugosa (rugosa rose)
Lineage: Eukaryota; Viridiplantae; Streptophyta; Magnoliopsida; Rosales; Rosaceae
Product: ATP synthase subunit delta, chloroplastic
Exons: 1
Coding region: 149-904 (251 amino acids)
Biological process (GO): photosynthetic electron transport in photosystem II; photosynthetic electron transport in photosystem I; proton motive force-driven ATP synthesis
Cellular component (GO): chloroplast thylakoid membrane
Molecular function (GO): proton-transporting ATP synthase activity, rotational mechanism
Source: RefSeq, a predicted model, not a curated record
UCCCCCUCAAUCCCCACCGUCAACCCCUCAUAUCAUCUCCAAACCACCCAAAACCACUGGUCUUCACUUCCCUUCUCUCAAAUCAUCAAACGGAGAAAAAGAGUCGCAGCAAUUCCCAUUCAUUUCAAUUCACCAAAUCAUUGCAGCAAUGGCCACUCUCCAACAAACCCCAAUCUCUCUCCAAUCCAAAACCCCACCGCCACCGCUCUCCUCCGCCCUCACCGCCAGAUCCACCGCCGUCUCCUUCUCCUCCACAUUCACCCCCCUCAACCUCAAACUCACCGCCGCAGCAGCAUCCACCUCCGUCCGCCGCGGAGGCGGCGCUUGCGGCGCGCGGAUGAACGCCACCGCCGCCGCAAGCUACGCGGCGGCUCUGGCCGACGUGGCGAUAUCCAACAACACCCUGGACGCCACCGUCGCCGACGUGGAGAAGGUCGAGAAGUUCUUCGCGGAGCCGUCGGUGUUCGACUUCUUCACCAACCCCACAGUCAACCUGGAGAAGAAGCGCGGCGUCCUCGACGAAAUCGCCAAGUCGUCGGCGCUGCAGCCCCACACGGUGAACUUCCUCAACAUUUUGGUUGAGGCCAAGAGAAUCGACGUCAUCAAGGACAUUGUCAAGGAGUUUGAGAUCGUUUACAACAAGCUUACGGAUACGGAGCUGGCCAUAGUGUGCUCGGUGGUGAAGCUGGAGUCGCAGCACUUGGCGCAGAUAGCCAAGCAGGUGCAGAAGCUCACUGGCGCCAAGAAUGUCAGGAUCAAGUCGGAGAUUGAUCCCAGUUUGGUUGCGGGGUUCACUGUGAGAUAUGGCAAUUCUGGGUCUAAGCUGAUUGAUAUGAGUGUCAAGAAGCAGCUCGAGGAGAUUGCUGCUCAGCUUGAUUUGGGUGACAUCAAGCUCAAUCUAUAAAACUCCAUUGUCUCUUGAUUUUCCAUUUUUUUGGAUCUUACUAUUAUAUAUUGAAUAUAUUUUCGGAUGCUGUAAUGGGAAAAAGCCAUGUUUGAAAAUAUAACGCCUGCAUUCCUUCUGGGAAA